UGGGAAUAGUGAACAUAAAAUCACCUCUCAUUCCAACCUUUGCCAGCUCUUAAUGGUGGGAGAAAUGAGUGCCCCGCCCCUCUCACCCGGAGGGGGCGGGGCUGUAGGUCUUGACGUAAUCAGAGGGCGUCGGAGUAGGAGUGGGAUGCCAGUCAGAGAUGCUGGAUUCUCUGUUGGCAUUCGGCGGUGGCCUGGUACUGCUUCGCGAUUCCGUGGAGUGGGAGGGGCGGGGUCUUCUGAAAGCGCUCAUCAAGAAAUCUGCACUGUGUGGGGAGCAAGUCCACGUCUUGGGCUGUGAAGUGAGUGAGGAAGAGUUUCGAGAAGGUUUUGACUCCUGUGUCAACAGCCGGCUGAUUUACCAUGACCUCUUCAGAGACCCUCUCAAUUGGUCAAAAACUGGGGAGACUUCUCCUGGGGGACCCCUGGGAGUCUUGAGAGCCAUGUGCAGGAGGACAGAUCCUGGUCCUACCACCAUAGCCCUUGAUUCACUCAGCUGGCUGUUGCUUCAUCUUCCCUGUACCACACUCUGCCAAAUCCUGCAUGCUCUGAGCCAUCAAAACUCCUACCCUGGUGAUAGUUCACCAAUAAAGCAGGUACAUGUGUUGGGCCUGCUACAUGAAGAAAUUCAUGGUCCAGGCCUCUUGGGAGCACUGAGCAACCUUGCCCAAACUGAGGUGACUCUGGGUGGUGCAAUGGGCCAGGCCUCAGCCCAUCUCCUCUUUCGGAAACCCCAGCAGCACCCAACUUAUCAGACUUCGUGGUUCUCCAUCCUUCCUGACUUUAGCCUGGACCUCCAGGAGGGGCCUCCCGUGGGGCCCCAACACCACUCAGAUCUUCAUACAUCUCUGGUGGACCCCAUGACUCAUUUGACCUUUAAUCUUCACCUGUCUAAGGAAGAAAAAGAAGCCAAGGAUAGCCUGAUUCUGCCUUUCCAGUUCAGCUCUGAAAAACAGCAGGUUCUACUGCGUCCUGGGCCAGGCCAAGCUACCAGCCGCAUCUUCUAUGAGCCAGAUGCUUAUGAUGACCUAGACCAAGAAGACCCAGAUGAUGACCUUGAUAUUUGAGUGACCAGACUUGACUAGACUAAUGGGAAGGGGGUGGGAGGGGGAGGACUGUGGGCCCAGAACCACCUGUUGUUUGUACUAGGCUUACUGUGUGUCUGUACUGCCUUUGCUCCUUUGUCUAGGGAGGCCCUACCCUAUGAGGUAGAAAGCCGCAUCUGAUCAGGACAGAAAGUGGGGUGGAUAGUGUAAGGUGAGGGAAUAGGAACAACCCCCCAUACCUAAUAAAGUGUUUUGAUUUUUU
Sciurus carolinensis (gray squirrel) is the source of this 1305-nucleotide messenger RNA. RefSeq names its product elongator acetyltransferase complex subunit 5 (gene Elp5). Lineage: Eukaryota; Metazoa; Chordata; Mammalia; Rodentia; Sciuridae. Gene Ontology annotation, molecular function: tRNA binding. Gene Ontology annotation, biological process: tRNA wobble uridine modification. The record is from RefSeq and is a predicted model, not a curated record. The transcript has 8 exons. Bases 159 to 1064 code for a protein of 301 amino acids. Gene Ontology annotation, cellular component: nucleus; cytosol; elongator holoenzyme complex.